Messenger RNA from Cylicocyclus nassatus, 1956 nucleotides. The record is from the annotation of a GenBank genome assembly. NCBI's taxonomy places the organism in Eukaryota, Metazoa, Nematoda, Chromadorea, Rhabditida, Strongylidae.
AUGUCCAGGGUAAUGACUGGGGAAUUUACUCCUCCAAGCAUUGGUCACAAUGAAGCAGCAUCGUCACCAUUGUCUCAGGGCAGGAGAUCCACAUUCGACGACGAUGCGUUCUUCUCAGCGCCCAGAACAAAAUCUGAAGCUCGUACUGUUCGCCCACAAAGUCCUCAACAGGCAAAGCUUCCCACCGUACAUGAUAAAAUCUUAUUUUGGUUCCGGGGAUUGAUCUCAGUUCGUCAGAUGAGAGUUUCACUCAUCGUCGGUCUCAUCUGUGCAUUUACUUACAUUGUUUCGCUGAUUGCUCUUCAGUUUUCGUUGCUGUCACCCCUACAAUUUUUCAGAGAUGCAGUUUCUACACUUUUUGCGUUUUCUACUUGGUUUUCUGCUAUAGUUGUCGGUUUCGCAUCUUUUGUGAUGAGCAGGAUUCUGCUCAGUAUGCUUGUGAAAGCGGAGCAGCCUCAAAGACUUCCGUGGAAAAGCGGCGACACUUGGCUUGGUUACCUUGUUGUUCUCAUUUAUAAUACCAUUUACACUGGUAUCAUCUUGAAAAUGUCAUAUGCUCCACAAAUGGACAGUAUCUUUCUGGGAUCGCUAGUACUUUCACUUGUAAUUUCCACACUGUUCUCGAUUUUCCGCAACGAUUUCCAAAUGUCAUUUUCCGGAAGUGUCGCGCAGCUAGGAGUAUCUCAUUCUAUUAGCACACUGUUCUAUUUCGGGCGCGACUCAUUAAUAGCGUCUGCUUUUCGUGAAGCUGUUCGUGUCGUUUUGAUCACAAUCUUCAGCUCAUGCGUAAUAGGAUGCUUCACUCAUGGUUUGUCUACGCUGCUGUUCCUUUUCCAUAUUUCCUUCCAUCUUUAUUGCUUGAUCGUUGUAUUUGGUCAGAUCUUUGCCACGAAAGUCCUUCUGAAACUGAAUCGUCAGCUUGUCAUGAAGCCAAUGACUUUUCUUCUUCCCCCGCCAUUUGUCGUGCAUACCCCAACUCCUGAGCAAACUAGGACUUUGACUAAUGUUUUAGAUAGUCAGGACAGUCUGCUCAAGUUGUUUGCUUUCACUGACCUACGGCGUAUAGCUUGGACAGAUCAAGCGCGUCGUUUGGAGGUGUUUUCUCUUAGCCAGCCAGGAGGUCAUCCCCGUAAUUGGUCCAACAUCUGCACGACUUGUAUCAACAUUUUGGAACGCGUUCGUAGCGAGAUAGAGGGAGCAUCUUCUCGGCUUUUUGGUGGACCAAGCAUUGAUGGUUCUACUGGAGAUGUGUUAGGGGAAGAACAGAUGGAGGUGGAUAGAGAGAUGUUGAUGAUGCCGCAGAAAUCCCGGAAACAAUUGUAUUCCUCAGCAGUACGACAGCGUCAUCGUGUCGCCAUGAGACCUAUGACCCGUCGCUCCGAAAUCUCGAUCCCGCAGCAAUUCACAUGGCUCAAGAAGAUAUAUGCCCUGUUUGCUGAUGAAGCAUGUGUUAUACCGCGCUUUGACGCUUAUAUAGCUGUACUUGCUAUUGAAAGCUUGUAUAUGUUUGUUGUUGAAUCUUACCAAGAAGAUCGUUACGGUGUCGUCUUAAAAGAUCUUGCAAAUAUCAUUGGAGUCUUCGUGCACCUCAUCCAGGCAAUCGAUAAAUUUUUCCGCUUGAAAGCGAAUCAAACCGUGAAUACAUGCUCCGAUGCGUCAAUCCGCCAGAUAGAUGCAGCGUUACAGGCUGGUUUAUUGCGCAUCAAUGGAAAGUUUGGAGCGCAUCUAAGUGCUUUGAACCUUACCCGUGAACAGCUGCAGACGAUUAAGAUGGUUUGUCAGUCAGAUAUGUAGGCAAUAUGCAUAUUAUUUCAUUCGGGUGCAGUUAUGUUGUUAAUUCUCUGUUAUAUCUCAUGCUUAUCUCACCUCGCUCUGUUAUUUAUUUACUUCUCAUACUUUGUUCGUUGUACUUUGAUGAUACCUGUGAAUUCUUUAAAAUAAAAAUUGAAGACUGUC